AUGGUUAAAAAAAUGGAAAUUACACAGCACUCUAAGUACACAUGUGUUUUCUGUGGAAAGGUAAGUCUUGAAGAUUUUUUUGUUAAGGCUGUCACUUAACAGAAAAAAAGGGAAAGUGCUGUUGGAAGAACACUGAAAAAGAAAACAACUUUCAAAAUAGCCAGCAUGAGAUGUCUCCUCUACUCGAAAUAAAUCAAUAUUUAUUGCUUUCUGAACCGUUCUUCCAGCAUCUUGCGUCUUAUCAUAAAUAAAACAGCGAAAUGAAAUAAUCAUUAAGUUUUGUACAGCUUAACUAACACCCUGUCAUCGUUGAACCAACCCCUAAAAAAAACUGGAUAGGCAGAUAUGUGGUCACUAUGUAUUGGUGUAUGCUUAUUUUGCAACCACAUGAUAAGGUAGCUGUGUUGAGCAACAAUGAACACAAAUUUUUGUAACAAAAUUUGUAUGAAGAAAGAGUUUAGAUCCCAGCAGAGGGAAGUGUUUCGCUCUUGUCAGCCAACAUUGCCACCUUGAUAUCAGCUACAAACUAGCCAUCUGCAUAUCCACUUUAUAUUGUAUAUCAACAGAACUGCUUAUCUACUUUCUAAAUAACCUUUAAAUAGAAUUCCUUGCCUUUCUGUAUAUCUACUUUAGAUAUACACCUAGAACAGCAUUUAACAGCAUUGUCCUUAGGCCUAUUUUGCAUACGUCAGGAAGAUCUGGCGUGAUUAGUAUUUUCACUGUUUCCACGAUCAUCCCAGAUGUACCGAUAUGUCAGAGAAAUCCCAGAGUCUGUCCCUUAUGCCAUUUCGAUUUAUGAGAGAAAAGGCCAGAGCUUAUUGCUUAGCUCUGGCCUUUUUCUCUCAUAAAUCGAAAUGGCAUAAGGGACAGACUGAAGGGUUGGGACCAAGCAAGAAUAACCACCCUUGACCCCUGACAUCCCUGACAGCACAAAUUUGAAGUUUUGGUAUCAUUGUCAGGAGUGAUCGUUUGACAUUGCUGAAAUCUGGGAUGCAUCUGGAAAAUAGAAAUGCUCCCGUUUCUUCAGUUAAUUGGGAAACAUUAUUUGUCACAAUCCACCCCAGAUGAAGUGGAAUAUAUCUACAAUUUCUUGUUUUCGUUAGAUCAGCAACAUCUGUUAUUAUUGAGGAACGGUGAAAUCUCCUAUCUUCUGGAAUACUCCCAACAUAUGAAAAGUGUCAGGCUUAAAAGCUGUUGAAGUUUAUAGAAAAGUUUAUAAAAGGAAUGACUAGGCAUUCACAUAUCCAGCUCUUUCCAGUGUCAGGGUACUGUACAUGCAUUGUGCGGUCCAUUAUUUCUGGAAGCGAAGAAACCAGUCCAGAGAUUCAUCAAAAGUUUGCAGUAUAGUGGAACUCCGUUAAUGCAACCACCAUUGGGCCAUACAAUCCUGGUCAUAAUAUCAAGAAGCUCGCACUAACAGGGUCUUCAAAAUAAUAAAAAAAUGACUCAGUUUUUUUUUGCGUUUGGGUCAAAAGAGUAUGGUUGUAAUAACCAGGUGGUCGUAUAAACAGGGUUGUCAUAAGGCGGGGUUACACUGUAGUUGUGUUCCUACCAAUCAUAGCAGGUCACGUGGGCUUUUAAUAUGACACUUCCCUGAACUGAGGCAAAAAUCAGAAACUAAGUUUGCCUUAAUUGAAGGUAAUAGUAAAUACUUUAGUUUACUGGUUUAUGCUAAUGUUUUAUCUUUAAAAGGUUACAAGCUCGGCUUGUAGGCAACUUAAAUAUAUUCUGGAAACUCACUACCCCAAAGGGUCAUUAUUUUGGUUUUUGACCAAAUACAAGAGAAUUAAUGCUCACUAAAUUGCUUUCCAGGAAGCACUAAAAAGGAAAUGUGUUGGUAUUUGGUAUUGCAAAGGAUGCGGAAAGACUAUCGCUGGAGGAGCAUGGGUUGUCAGGUACAGCAUGGGAUGUUCAUUGUACAUGUGUAUCUGCAUUAAUCUUACUUUACCAGUGCUUUCAGAAUACCCUGCUUCAAAAUACCGUUAUGUAAAGCUUUCAAAACUAAAGAUAUAUCCGUCUUUGCUGUAAUUUUCAGUUCAGAGUUAAUUUGAUCAUCUUCAAGAGCAGUUAGUUAGCUCUGGCAUUGACUUCAAAACUGGUUGAAGCUACUGUUGCUUGCAAAAAAUUUAUCACAAUAUUAAUAUUUGGCAACAAAAUGAGAAAUCUGCAAUGAGCAGGUAACUGCAUUCUCUCAACCUGCCAAUAAUUCAAACCACCUCCAAGCUGAAUUUUCUUCCCUAGGAUAACACUGUAAUUCUGCUGCCAAUCUUUCAGUCCUCUCGAUUAUUGAACCAUUCACCAUUUCUCCAAGGAUGUUUUACAAAUUUGGAUUUCCCUUUAUUAAUAAUGACUUGUUUGCUUUCCUUUCCUUUUAGCACCACAGCUGCUGUAACAGUCAGAAGUGCAGUACGACGUCUGAGGGAGAUGCAGGAGACAUAGAUAACUUUCUUGUACAGUCCAACAAUAAACAAGUUUCCUCUUUACUUUUUGUUUGUGUUUUCUUGUUCAAGAAGUUAAACAGUAUGUUUUACCAAAUUAUUUUGACAGUUGUGCAACUAUUUUUGCAGAUUAUCUUGAUAAAGAGCUUUUGUAGCCUGCAUUCAAAAGGG
This is a messenger RNA of Porites lobata, 2609 nucleotides long. The record is from the annotation of a GenBank genome assembly. Lineage: Eukaryota; Metazoa; Cnidaria; Anthozoa; Scleractinia; Poritidae.